This is a messenger RNA of Striga asiatica, 495 nucleotides long. The record is from the annotation of a GenBank genome assembly. NCBI's taxonomy places the organism in Eukaryota, Viridiplantae, Streptophyta, Magnoliopsida, Lamiales, Orobanchaceae.
AUGCACGGACUUCUCUCCCGUCAAUUCGUCGGAACACCGAAGAAGAAGAGUCGAAGAACGGUCGAAGGAGAAGGUCGCCACCCUCUUCGUCGUCGGCGCAUCAAACACACCCCGGCUUUCGCUCACGUCACGACAGUCGCCGCCCUCUUCGUCGCCGACGCCGCAAGCACAGAGCAGAAGUACUCUGAGGUCGAAAAGGCUAUGUUGGCAUUCAUAUCAAUAGCAGGCAAAUUGCGACCUUACUUUUUGGCACAUAAGGUCAUGGUCCGGAUUAGCUUUGCGUUGAAGGAUACCUUAGUAUUUUUCACACUAGACUUCUCGUCCUCUCACCUUAUUGCUCGUUGUGCUCGUCUCGCCGAUCAUGUAUCACAUCGCCUUGGACUUGUCAGAAUGCUAUCGGACCACACCUGGGAUGCUAGAGGUGGUUUGAACUCGCCACGGCUCACUUGGUACAAGGACGACUCGUACGGUGCGCUGGUUGUCGGGCAAGCCUAG